AUGAAGCAUCUCAUCUUCGUAGGCGCAUGCUACCUCGACACAAUCCUCACGGUCCCACACUUCCCCAAAGAAGACUCCAAGCUCCGGGCGACAACAGCACAGGUGCGCCGCGGAGGCAACUGUCCCAACACACUUGAGGUCAUCGCCCAGCUCCUGCGUGCCGGGCCGAGGCGCCUGCCCCCGAUCAAGCUGCACCUGGUAUCAUGCCUGCCCGACGCCCAGGCAACCGCCACGAGCAAGAUCCUUGCUUCGUUUGGAGGCGACGUCGAGGAGGCCGAAGAAAACGGAAUCGACUUCAGCCACUGCUUGUACCGGCAGGGUCACGACGAGCCGGCGAGCAGUUACAUCAUACGCGGUGCCCAGACCGGCAGCCGGACGAUUGUCAACUUCAAUGACCUCCCAGAGAUGACGGCGGGCGAGUUUGAAAGAAUCGCCGAUGCCUUUGCUAGGCAAGGGGAUGAGUGUUGGUGGCAUUUCGAGGGCCGAAUUCCAGAGACAACGCUCCGAUGCAUCCGCUACCUUCGACGGUCUUUGCCGGGUAACACCAUCAGCGUCGAGGUUGAGAAGCCUAACCGGGAAGGACUGGUCGAACUAGCAGCCGAAGCCGACGUUGUCUUUUACUCGAGGAGUUGGGCUGAACCGAGGGUACACCAAUUCGGAGGCGUGUUUGAAGGGAGAAGCAGCUUCAUCAAAAGCGAAGGCGCCGGCGCUCUGGAGGUUUCCAGUGGCGAGUACACCCAUCAUCCUGCAACUCCGUCAGGACAGAGGGUGCCAGUGGUCGAUACUAUCGGCGCGGGUGAUACAUUCAUCGCCGGGAUGCUGUAUGGGCUGAACGCUCCCGGCUGGAGCUCUCGGGAAAAGCUAGCAUUUGCAGUAAGACUGGCCACCAAGAAGGUCCAAAGGGAGGGUUUUUGUGGGCUGGUACCCUAG
Molecule: messenger RNA, 930 nt
Organism: Parathielavia appendiculata
Lineage: Eukaryota; Fungi; Ascomycota; Sordariomycetes; Sordariales; Chaetomiaceae
Product: Ribokinase-like protein
Exons: 6
Coding region: 1-930 (309 amino acids)
Molecular function (GO): kinase activity
Source: RefSeq, a predicted model, not a curated record